AUGGAGGCUGACUGGGGAGAAGGAACAUCCCCCCAAACCUACAACAAGACUCAGGCCUUGCUUGCCAGCCUCUCCUCCCCGGACCUGCUCAGCUCAGCACCUUCAAUUGCCCCCUUGGCUCUGCCCUCCCCCUCAACGGGCCUGUCUGCUCAGCCCGUGGGCUGCACUGGGCCGCCCAGACCCACCCUGUAG
Messenger RNA from Puccinia triticina, 192 nucleotides. RefSeq lists its product as uncharacterized. The coding region runs from base 1 to 192 and encodes 63 amino acids. The transcript has 2 exons. Lineage: Eukaryota; Fungi; Basidiomycota; Pucciniomycetes; Pucciniales; Pucciniaceae. The record is from RefSeq and is a predicted model, not a curated record.